Messenger RNA from Symbiodinium necroappetens, 1539 nucleotides. The record is from the annotation of a GenBank genome assembly. NCBI's taxonomy places the organism in Eukaryota, Dinophyceae, Suessiales, Symbiodiniaceae.
AUGUUUCACUCGGGAAUCUACCCUGCCAACGCUCCUGAGGGGAGAAAUGAGUGCAGUGGGUGUGGCCAGUGCCAUCGCGCCAAGCAUGAUCUACUGGUGACAGCUGCAAAGCGUUUUUUCUCAUGCACUCGCGCAACAUGCGCGGUUUUUCGUCGGGUGGUGUUUGUAUCGCUGUACCGGACUGAAUGUCAGCUUGAAGACUGCUGCAUAGUAUUCCGAAACCAGGAUGGUGUGGAAGCAGUCAGCCAAGCUCCACAGCUUCUCCAGGAGGGUGCCGAGGCUUUCGCGGAAACAGUUGCUUCGAUUCCCGAGGCGGUCCAGGUCGGUGCUCGUCGUGUGCAGGAAGGUCUUGCGGCCGUUGCACGGAGCGUCUCGCGGUCUUUCUCCGCGGGACCGUCCUACGCACACCGACAUCGAGACAAGGCGGAGGCCCGGGCGCAGGCUAGGGCGAAUAAGGAGGCCGCCAAGCAGUAUCAGAAGCUGCAGUGGACAGAGGCCAUGGAAAGAAACCUUCAGAUGCUGAAGAUCAUCAUCGAGCAUCGGAGAAACCAGCUCCUGCUUGCGGAAAUGGAGGGAGAUUGGGAGAAGAAAGCCGCUCUGGAAACAGAGGUCAAGGAUCUGAAAGUCCGUCAGGCCAGGCUGUCCUGCGCCCUUUGGGUUCAGCCAGAAGACCUUCCUAGCUCAAUGCAGCUGCUGGAAUCAGAAAAUCCCCAGCAGCUUCAACAGGAAUUGGAGCUGCUGUUGGAGAAGCUCGGGCUGGUUCCACCGAGAAAGCAUGGCGUCUUCGAUGCGCGAGAGCUGGUCGCACCAACCUUGGAACAGGCACAAGCCAUCGCAGAGACCAAGCAGGAGUCAGAACCAGCACCUGAACCAGCGCCCGCGGUGGUGCCUGCUUUGGCAUCAGUGGCACGAGAUGCAGAGAAUUUGCAGCAGCAGACCUUACCCUUAACAGGGCUUCGGCUUCCGCUUAGGACAAGCUCCAAUCAGAAAGGAAAGGAGGGGAAAGGUGGAAAGGCUGGCGCAGACGCAUUCGGGAAAGGGAGUGCUGCAGUCGCCGGGGCCAGCGGGCCAAACAACGAUGCAAGCGCUGGACAGAGGUUCGUCGAAGUCCGUGAAGAGCCAGGAAGCCAUGAAGGAGCUGGCAGCCCAGGGAAGGCUUCCGUCAAGGGGCCACCAGGCAAAGGCAAAGGCAAGAAGGGCCCGCCGAUGCCGAGCGACGCAGCCGGAGCUGACGGGAAGGGCAAAGGACAGAAAGGACCUGCACUCCCUGCCGGCAAGGGUGGCCGCAUUCGGAAGGUGACUCCCUUGGGCCGGCGAUUUCACUGGAAAGAACUGCCGGCUGACAAGCUCCAGGGCACCGUUUUUGACGACAUCCAUGCUUCUAACAGCCUGGAAGUGCAGUUUGAUGGGCUCAAAAGCUAUUUUGCGGACGAUGACGAAUUGGGAAAGGCUCCUGGUGCCUCGUCCACGAAGGACACAUUGACAUGGGGCAUGCACGGGUGGCAGGUGCGCGAUCGUCCAUGCGCUUGUGCAUGGUAG